AUCUAUCCGUGUCUCGAACACUGUGUUUCUCCGAAAAAUGCAAGUAGUGACAUAAGCAACAUGAAGUUGUUCUUUGUUAUAUCGACUUUCAGUUUAAUUGCGAUUUGCCGGAGCGCGGAUGAAUCUCCAGAUGAAUUAAAAGUGCUCACAAAACUAACGCCGAUAAACAGUCCACAGGGUGUAUAUCCGGAUAAUGCACGUAAUCAAGGAGAUUUGGUUGCAUCCGCGAGCGAUCGAACGUUUCAUAUAAAUAAAGGAUAUCCUGGAUCAAUUGGAGGCUAUCCUCCUGGAUCAAUUGGAGGAUAUCCGUAUGAUACGGGACUCAUUGGAUCCGGUUACGGUUAUCGCGGUAGCUUGACUCCAGGAUAUAGGGGUUAUGGAUAUGGACCAGGUGGACUAACUGGUAGCGGCCAGGUUGGAUAUGGAUAUUAUGGAAAUUAUCCUGGAUAUAGUGGAUAUGGAGGUUAUCGAGGAUAUGGAGGGGAUGGUUAUGGUUAUACGGGUUAUGGAAGAGGAAAUUAUCCUGGUGGAUACGGAGGUUAUGGAGGCUAUGGGGGUUAUGGGGGUUAUGGGGGUUAUGGGGGUUAUGGAGGCUAUGGAGGUUACGACGAUUUAGGAUACGGACGUGGUUACAGUGGAUACGAUGGUUACGCAGGAAACGCAUAUGGCUCAACGUAUGCAGCAAGGAGUCCAUAUUAUCCAUAUAGUUAUCGCAGCGAUAGUUAUGGCACGUCCCUUAGUAAUCCAACUGGUUAUCGUGGCUAUUCAUAGACUUUGUUUAUGUUUUCACGUAAUAUUACAAAUAUUACAAUUAAAAAUGUCUUUAUAAAUUAA
Messenger RNA from Wasmannia auropunctata (little fire ant), 834 nucleotides. Its product is annotated as prisilkin-39-like. Bases 61 to 771 code for a protein of 236 amino acids. Lineage: Eukaryota; Metazoa; Arthropoda; Insecta; Hymenoptera; Formicidae. The record is from RefSeq and is a predicted model, not a curated record. The transcript has 4 exons.